Messenger RNA from Rhincodon typus (whale shark), 3650 nucleotides. RefSeq names its product RAB3 GTPase activating protein subunit 1 (gene rab3gap1). The coding region runs from base 52 to 3135 and encodes 1027 amino acids. The transcript is spliced from 25 exons. Gene Ontology annotation, molecular function: GTPase activator activity. Gene Ontology annotation, biological process: positive regulation of GTPase activity. The record is from RefSeq and is a predicted model, not a curated record. NCBI's taxonomy places the organism in Eukaryota, Metazoa, Chordata, Chondrichthyes, Orectolobiformes, Rhincodontidae.
GUGCCUCUACCCACAAGGCAUCGCCUGACAAACAAACAAACAGAUUUCAAGAUGGCGGCGGACAGUGACCCCGAGUCGGAAGUGUUCGAAAUCACGGACUUUACGACGGCGUCGGAGUGGGAGAGAUUUGUGUCAAGAAUUGAAGAAGUACUGAACAAUUGGAAACUGAUUGGAAGCACUGCAAGGGAUCCUUUGGAAAAGGGUGAAUUCACUUCUGGAGUGUGGGAGGAGAAGUCUGAUGAAAUUUCUUUCGCGGACUAUAAAUUCAGUAUAACACACCAUUAUCUCAAACAAGAAUAUCUGACUGAUAAAGAAAUAAAAGAAGAAUCUGAAGAAGAUGCUCUUCCUGAAGCAAUGCAGGAUUUACUAUCCAUGAGCAAUGAUUUUCCACCCAGGGCUCACUGUCUUGUCAGAUGGUAUGGUUUACGAGAGUUUGUGAUAAUUGCUCCAGCAGCAAGUAAUGAUGCGGUCAUCAGUGAAUCCAAAUGCAACCUUCUGCUCAGCUCCAUCUCCAUUGCAUUGGGAAACACUGGGUGUCAGGUGACUCUAUUUGUGCAAAUCCAGCAAAAGUCUCGGAGAAUGUACGUGGGCGCGUGUGAAGGUCCUGGUGUGCGGACAGAUUUUGAAAUGGUUCAUCUUCGGAAAGUGCCAAACCAAUAUCAUCAUUUAUCUGGUUUACUAGAUAUUUUUAAAUCAAAGAUUGGAUGCCCCUUGACACCUUUGCCCCCAAUAAGUGUAGCUAUUCGGUUUACAUAUGUCCUUCAAGACUGGCAACAAUACUCCUGGCCCCAGCAACCCCCAGAUUUUGAUGCAUUGGUUGGAGGAGAAGUGGGUGGUCUAGAAUUUGGAAAAUUACCAUUUGGAGCAUGUGAAGACCCGAUAAGUGAAUUACAUUUAGCCACCACGUGGCCUCAUCUCACAGAAGGCAUUAUUGUUGAUAAUGAUGUAUAUUCGGACCUUGAUGCUGUACAAGCACCCCAGUGGUCUGUUAGAGUAAGGAAGGCUGAUAACCCCCAAUGCUUAUUGGGAGAUUUUCUUACCGAAUUCUUCAAACUUUGUCGUCGAAAGGAAUCAACUGAUGAACUUCUCGGAAGGUCAGCUUUUGAAGAUGAAACCAAAGAAAGCACAGAUAUCAGCCAAGCAUUGCAGAAGCUCACAGAGCCAACAACUGUUCACAUGCCUAGACUAUCCACUAUGUCAAAUAUGGUUCACAGCGCUCGCAAGCGGAUGCAUAGACAUAGACGUGUGGAAGAGUCACCAAUUAGCAAUGAAGUUCUAAACUCCAUUUUAAUAUUUCUGUUCCCAGAUGCUGCUGGUGAUGUGUCUAAUGCUAAACGUAGUACCUCAAGAGGAAGUAAUAUCGCUACAUUUGAGGAAGAGAGUUAUAUGUGGACAUCUCUGGAUAAAGACACCAUUUAUUGCCCACCUCUAAUUGGCCAGAGGGCAGUUAAGAGUCAACUACAUUGCUGUGGGUCUGGAGUCACUUGUAGGCCAGACCAGAGUCUUUAUUGCCAAUUUAAAUCUGCUCCCUCAGACAGUCUGACGUACAAACUGUCAUUGUGUCUUUGUAUGGUUAACUUUUAUCAUGGCGGAAUGAGGGGCGUAGCCCAUUUAUGGCAGGAGUUUGUGUUGGAAAUGCGGUACAGAUUGGAAAAUAAUUAUCUUGUACCAGGGUUAGCUACCGGAGCUCCAGAUUUAAAAUGCUGCCUUUUACAUCAAAAACUGCAGAUGCUGAAUUGCUGCAUUGAGAGGAAAAAAGCAAGAGACGAUGGAAGGAAACAAACAGCUGAAAAUGCGCUGGGCGAUUCCAUGGAGAGGAAGGUGUCAAAUAGCAAAGUAACACCAGAAUGCCUUAAUAACAAAGGAGAAACUUCUCAACAGAAAUCGUGGGACUCGUGGAGUGAUAGUGAAGAUGAGUUUUUUGAAUGUCUGAGUGACACAGAAGAAUUGCAAGAUGGUGACAUGAAAGAAGAAGCAGCAAAAGGAGAGGAGAAAGAUGGUGGAAAGAAAGAUACACAUAAGUGGAGACCCGAAGGGCGUCUUCACCAACAUGGCAACUUGACUCUGAUUCGUACAGGAGAUCCACUUUAUAUUCCAGUUACACAGGAACCAGCACCAAUGACAGAAGAUUUAUUGGAAGAACAGUCAGAAGUAUUAGCUAAAUUGGGAACAUCAGCUGAAGGAGCACAUCUACGUGCUAGAAUGCAGAGCGCCUGUUUGCUGUCAGACAUGGAAUCUUUCAAGGCUGCAAAUCCUGGCUGUUGUCUGGAAGAUUUUGUGAGGUGGUAUUCUCCUCGUGACUACAUUGAGGAAGAAUUCACUGAUGAAACAGGUGACAAAGUUCUCAGAGGAGAGUUAAGUGCCAGAAUGAAAAUUCCUGGUAACAUGUGGGUGGAGGCAUGGGAAACAGCAAAGUCAAUUCCUGCUCGACGACAAAGACGUCUCUUUGAUGACACAAGGGAGGCUGAAAAGGUUCUUCACUAUUUAGUUGGCCUAAAACCUGCAGAUUUGACUCGACAUUUACUACCAUGCAUUUUGCAUGCUGCAUUGCUGAAAGUGAAAGAAGAAGAAUCAAUGGAAGAUAUCCCCUCUGUGAGAAAAAUAAUUCAGCAGAUUAUUGCUCAUGCUAGCAAACUUCUAAGAUAUUCAAACCCUGAUAUCAAAAAAUUGGAAGAGAUAAUUGGUCAGAUAAUAGCUUCAGAAGCCAUUAUUGCAAGAUCCAGAUCACUUCAAGCUAAAUUUGGAAUCCAGAAAUGUGAAAAGGAAGAGGAACGUGAAGAAUUGGAGAGGUUCGUGAGCCAACUCUUAGAACAGCCUGAAGUACCAGUCAUUGGAGCAGGACGAGGGCCUACAGGGAGCAUUAUUUACAAACUAUUUGUGAAUGCACAGAGGACUGCUACUUUGACUCCAAUUGAUGAUGAACCUAGAAAGCCAGAUUCUUCUGACGAGCACAGGUCAAGCUCAGGAACAGUAUCAGAAUUUCCUCCUCCAACUGGACGUGAAAUAAUUCUCCGGACAUCUGCACCUCGUCCUGCACCAUACUCCAAAUCUUUACCACAACGCAUGUACUGUGUUAUGUUAAAAGAUGACUUCCGUCUAGCUGGAGCAUUUUCAUCAGAUACAUCAUUCUUUUAGGAUUUGGAUAUUUGAUCAUUUAACCCAUUAAAAUAUUGUCAUACCAAAUAAUUCAAUGUCAUUCCUACAUAUGUUCACAUACUCGAGUAGACUUUUAAAGGAAUAUGUUUGGGUUCUAUGUUAAACAUCGGUGGCCCAAUCUAAAAUGCUAUUAAAUGUUUUUCAAGUUAGCAGUGUAAACAAGUACAAUGCAUGCACAUGUAGAAAACUUGCGUUGAUUCUGGCAGUAGUGCAGAUAAUGGUCUGAAUCUCCAUUUCAGCACAAAUAUUUAAAAAAGUAUAGUUAUAAUUAUGAAACUGUCCAAAUGUAAAAUGAAACUGAUUAGUGCAUUGUGAAUUUUGAUAUGGUCAUUAGUUCAGUUGCUAUAUUGGUUAAUGCAGGAGUAGCAACAUUGUUUAUAGAACUACUAAUGAUGUGGAAGAAUUCUGUUCUGUAACAUGUACUCCACAUCAAAGACAUUGCUGGUUGUGCAUGCUUGAAGAAUUUUAUUGCAUUAAUAAAUCUUAUUAAAGCA